Messenger RNA from Juglans microcarpa x Juglans regia, 6393 nucleotides. RefSeq names its product ABC transporter A family member 1. Gene Ontology annotation, biological process: transmembrane transport; lipid transport. The record is from RefSeq and is a predicted model, not a curated record. Gene Ontology annotation, molecular function: ATP binding; lipid carrier activity; ATP hydrolysis activity. Gene Ontology annotation, cellular component: intracellular membrane-bounded organelle; membrane. Lineage: Eukaryota; Viridiplantae; Streptophyta; Magnoliopsida; Fagales; Juglandaceae.
AACUGCUGCUCCUUCAAGCUUCCAACCAAAGCAGUGAAUUGUCUUUUGGACUGGUUGCCACCUCCUCCUCCUUUCCUCUGCCCUUUGCUUUACAACCACCUACCCCUCUCUUUCUCUCUCUCUUUCCGUGUAUGCGUUCUUGUGUUUGUGCUUCCCACUGUUUCUCUCUCUAGGGUUUUCUGGAGAUGGGAACCAGGCAGAGACAGUUGAAGGCCAUGCUUCGCAAGAACUGGCUCCUCAAAACUCGUCACCCUUUCGCUACCCUUGCCGAGAUAUUGCUUCCUACAGUUGUGAUGUUGUUGUUAAUAGCUAUACGGACGCGAGUUGAUACACAAAUUCACCCAGCACGGCCGUAUAUACAGAAAGAAAUGUUUGUGGAAGUGGGCAAAGGUAUGUCCCCAAGUUUCCAACAAAUUUUAGAAUUGUUGCUGGCAAAAGGAGAGUAUUUGGCCUUUGCACCAGAUACAGAAGAAACAGAGACAAUGAUUAACUUAAUGUCAAUGAAGUUUCCCUUGUUGAAGCAAGUCACUAAAGUUUACAAAGAUGAGCUAGACCUGGAAACCUAUGUGCGCUCAAAUCUCUAUGCUACCUUCAAUCAAGUCAAGAAUUGUUCAAAUCCGAAGAUCAAAGGUGCAGUAGUGUUUCAUGAUCAAGGUCCUUUACUAUUUGAUUACAGCAUACGUCUCAACCACACUUGGGCUUUCUCGGGAUUCCCUGAUGUAAACACCAUAAUGGACACAAAUGGUCCUUAUCUCAAUGACUUGGCACUGGGUGUUAGUACUGUACCAACAAUGCAGUAUAGCUUCAGUGGAUUUUUGACACUCCAACAAGUAAUGGAUGCAUUCAUAAUAUUUGCUGCUCAGCAAACUGAAACUAACUCCUCUCAAAAUAUAGAACUUACAUCAGGACAAUCCUCUGGCACAGCCUCCUCUCUCAUGUUUCCGUUGAUGCAAUUUAGCCCUUCAAAGAUACGAAUAGCUCCCUUUCCAACUCGCGAAUAUACCGCUGAUGAGUUCCAGUCCAUCAUUAAGAAUGUCAUGGGCGUAUUGUAUCUUUUGGGAUUUCUCUACCCAACCUCUCGCCUGAUCAGCUGUUAUGUGUUCGAGAAGGAACAGAAAAUAAAAGAAGGUCUUCACAUGAUGGGCUUAAAAGAUGGGAUUUACCAUCUUUCUUGGUUUAUUGCAUCUGCUUUACAGUUUGCAAUUUCAUCUGGGAUCAUUACAGCCUGCACCAUGAACACCCUUUUCAAGUAUAGCGAUAAAUCAGUGGUGUUUGUGUACUUCUUUUCAUUUGGACUUAGUGCGAUCAUGCUGUCAUUUUUGAUAUCUACAUUCUUCACACGAGCCAAAACAGCUGUUGCAGUUGGGACUCUAUCUUUUCUAGGUGCCUAUUUCCCUUAUUACACUGUCAACGACCAGGCUGUCCCUAUUACUUUAAAGGUCCUUGCUUCUUUGCUUUCUCCUACGGCCUUUGCUCUAGGGUCGAUUAACUUCGCUGACUAUGAGCGUGCGCAUGUUGGACUUCGUUGGAGCAACAUAUGGCGGGCAUCAUCUGGAGUGAAUUUUUUGGUCUGUCUCCUGAUGAUGUUGCUUGACACGCUGCUGUACUGUGUGAUUGGUCUUUACCUGGAUAAGGUCCUUCCCCGAGAGAAUGGUGUGCGUUAUCCAUGGAACUUCAUAUUCCAAAGAUGCUUCUGGAAAAAGAAAAGUAUCAUUGAACAUCACACUUCCAGUUUAAAUGUUACAAUUAAAGACAACAUUUCCAAGAAAAAGGUAGGUUUUUCUAGGAAGGAUGCUCUUGAACCUUCUGUGGAAGCAAUAAGCUUGGACAUGAGGCAACAAGAGCUUGAUGGCAGAUGCAUCCAAAUUAGGAACCUGCAUAAGGUGUAUGCUACAAAGAAGGGGAAUUGUUGUGCUGUUAACUCAUUGAAGUUGACCUUGUACGAAAAUCAAAUUCUUGCUCUUCUAGGGCACAAUGGAGCUGGUAAAAGCACAACGAUUUCGAUGCUUGUUGGCCUUCUCCCCCGUUCAGGGGAUGCUACGGUUUUUGGGAAGAAUAUCAUAACAGACAUGGAUGAGAUACGGAAGGGACUGGGUGUUUGCCCCCAAAUUGAUAUUCUUUUCCCAGAAUUGACCGUGAGAGAGCAUUUGGAAAUUUUUGCCAUAUUGAAGGGUGUGAAGGAAGAAUUUUUGGAGAGAGUUGUUUCGGAUAUGAUUGAUGAAGUGGGUUUGGCUGAUAAAACCAACACUGCUGUUAAGGCUCUUUCUGGUGGCAUGAAGAGGAAAUUGUCUCUUGGAAUCGCACUGAUUGGAGAUAGCAAGGUCAUUAUUCUUGAUGAACCUACCAGUGGAAUGGAUCCAUACUCAAUGCGCUUGACAUGGCAGUUGAUAAAAAAAAUAAAGAAGGGCAGGAUAAUAUUACUGACAACACACUCGAUGGACGAAGCUGAUGAACUAGGAGAUCGGAUAGCUAUCAUGGCUAAUGGUUCUUUGAGAUGCUGUGGAAGCUCCCUUUUCUUGAAGCACCAGUAUGGGGUUGGUUAUACUCUAACACUAGCAAAGUCCGCACCUACUGCCUCUGUAGCCUCUGAUAUUGUGUACCGUCAUGUUCCAUCAGCAACCUGUGUGAGUGAGGUUGGAACUGAGAUUUCCUUCAAGCUUCCUUUGGCAUCUUCCUCUUCCUUUGAAAAUAUGUUUAGGGAAAUUGAGAGUUGCACGAGAAGAUCAUUUUCUAACUCUGAAACAAGUGGGUGUGAGGGCAAAGACUAUCUCGGCAUCGAAAGUUAUGGUAUUUCUGUAACAACUUUGGAGGAGGUAUUCCUGAGAGUUGCUGGAGGUGAUUGUGAAGAAGCCGAAUGCAUUGAGCGCAAUGAGGACUUUCCUUUACCUGAUGCUGUGGUUUCUCAAGCUUUGCAUGAUCGUGUUCCCAAAAAAAUUUUGGACUCCAAACUUCUUGGAAAUUACAAAUAUAUUCUUGGGGUCAUAUCAACCAUAGUGGGGAGAGCUUGUGGCUUAAUAUUUGCUACCGUUUUGAGUUUCAUAAACUUUUUAAGUAUGCAGUGCUGUAGCUGUUGCUUCAUUUCAAGGUCAACAUUUUGGCAACAUUCCAGAGCAUUAUUCAUAAAAAGGAUGAUAUCUGCUCGGAGAGACCACAAAACAAUUGUUUUCCAACUUGUAAUUCCUGUGGUCUUUUUGUUUUUUGGACUUCUUUUUCUCAAGCUCAAGCCACAUCCUGAUCAGCUGUCUCUGACUUUUACAACUUCACAAUUCAAUCCUCUCUUACGUGGUGGUGGUGGUGGUGGUCCAAUUCCCUUUGAUCUAUCCCGGCCUAUUGCAAAGGAGAUUGCUGGGUAUAUUGGGGGGUGGAUUCAAAGCUUCAAACCGAGUGCAUAUAAAUUCCCGGAUUCAGAAAAAGCAUUAGCCGAUGCAAUUGAGGCUGCAGGGCCUACUCUGGGUCCAGUUCUACUUUCAAUGAGUGAAUUUUUGAUGUCUAGCUUUAAUGAAUCCUACCAGUCAAGGUAUGGGGCAAUUGUGAUGGAUGAUCAGAAUGAGGAUGGAAGUCUAGGAUACUCUGUACUACACAACAGUUCUUGUCAGCAUGCUGCUCCAACCUUUAUCAAUCUGAUGAAUGCUGCGAUCCUUAGGCUUGCUACUCAUAAAAAUAAUAUGACUAUUCAAACGCGGAACCAUCCUCUGCCAAUGACAGAAAGCCAGCGCCUGCAACGUCAUGAUCUUGAUGCGUUUUCUGCUGCAGUUAUUGUUAACAUUGCCUUCUCUUUCAUUCCUGCCUCAUUUGCUGUUGCUGUUGUCAAGGAGCGUGAAGUAAAAGCCAAACACCAACAACUAAUUAGUGGUGUUUCCGUACUUUCGUAUUGGGCUUCUACAUUUAUAUGGGACUUUGUCAGCUUCUUAUUUCCUUCAUCUUUUGCAAUAAUUCUUUUUUACAUCUUUGGGUUGGAUCAAUUUAUUGGAAGGGGCUGUGUCUUGUCAACAGUCAUCAUGUUUUUGGAGUAUGGAUUAUCAAUUGCAUCACUGACGUAUUGCCUUACGUUUUUCUUUUCUGACCAUACCGUGGCACAGAAUGUGGUUCUCUUGGUCCACUUUUUCAUGGGCCUCAUCCUUAUGGUUAUCUCGUUCAUUAUGGGGCUUAUACAGACAACAGCAAGCGCCAAUUCUUUUCUUAAGAAUUUCUUCAGAUUAUCUCCAGGGUUUUGCUUUGCUGACGGGCUUGCUUCAUUGGCUCUUCUACGGCAAGGGAUGAAAGAUAAAUCAAGUGAUGGGGUUUUUGAUUGGAAUGUUACUGGCGCUUCCAUUUGUUAUCUUGGUCUUGAGAGCAUUAGUUUCUUCCUCUUAACACUUGGGCUUGAACUCUUGCCUUCCCACAAAUUGGCUCCUUUCACAAUCAAGGAAUGGUGGAGCCGUAUUAAAAGUUUCAAUCGUGGCACUUCUUCUAGCUAUUUGGAGCCUCUUCUGAAACCUUCCACAGAAGCUGUUGCUCUUGAUCUUGAUGAAGACAUUGAUGUGAAAUCAGAAAGAAAUAGGGUGCUUUCGGGGUCAAUUGAUAAUGCCAUCAUUUACUUGCAUAAUCUUCGGAAGGUGUAUCCCGGAGGAAUGCAUCGCAACGCAAAAGUUGCAGUUCAGUCAUUGACUUUCUCAGUUCAAGCUGGAGAAUGUUUUGGAUUUUUAGGAACAAAUGGAGCUGGGAAAACCACAACUCUUUCGAUGCUCUGUGGAGAAGAAUCCCCGACUGAUGGAACUGCUUAUAUUUUUGGCAGAGAUAUAUGUUCCAAUCCCAAGGCUGCUCGUCGACAUAUUGGGUAUUGCCCACAAUUUGAUGCUCUAUUGGAAUUUUUAACUGCCCGAGAGCAUCUUGAGCUUUAUGCAAGAAUAAAGGGAGUUCCAGAAUACAGGAUAGAUGAUGUUGUAAUGGAAAAGUUAGAGGAGUUUGAUUUGUUGAAGCAUGCCGAAAAACCAUCAUUCUCCCUUAGUGGUGGAAACAAGCGCAAAUUAUCUGUUGCAAUUGCAAUGAUCGGUGAUCCUCCUAUAGUCAUUCUAGAUGAGCCAUCCACAGGCAUGGAUCCUCUUGCCAAACGGUUUAUGUGGGAAGUGAUAUCACAUUUAUCUACCAGACAAGGAAAGACAGCAGUAAUUCUCACAACACACAGCAUGAAUGAAGCUCAAGCUCUGUGCACCAGGAUUGGAAUAAUGGUUGGAGGCCGACUAAGAUGCAUUGGGAGUCCUCAGCAUCUGAAAACACGAUUUGGAAAUCACCUUGAGCUAGAGGUUAAACCUACAGAGGUCAGUUCUGUGGACUUGGAAAGCCUUUGCCGAAUUAUUCAAGAAAGGCUUUUUGACAUUCCUUCUCACCCAAGAAGUUUACUUGAUGACCUUGAAGUUUGCAUUGGGGGCAUUGACUCCAUUGCAUCAGAAAAAACAUCAGCUGCGGAGAUAAGCUUGUCGAAGGAAAUGAUUAUCACAAUUGGACGUUGUCUUGGUAAUGAAGAAAGAACAAAUGCACUUGUAUCUUCAACACUUGUUUCUGAUGGGAUUUUUAGUGAACAGUUAUCUGAGCAGUUGGUUCGACAUGGUGGCAUACCUUUGCCAAUAUUUUCUGAGUGGUGGUUAGCCAAAGAAAAGUUCUCUAUGAUUGAUUCAUUUGUCCUCGCUUCGUUUCCCGAUGCAACGUUCCAAGGAUGCAAUGGAUUGAGUGUUAAAUAUCAGUUGCCAUAUGGUGAAGGCGGCCUCUCACUUGCGGACGUUUUUGGACACCUGGAACGAAACAGAAAUCGCCUGGGUAUCGCUGAAUACAGUAUUAGCCAGUCUACUCUCGAGACCAUAUUUAAUCAUUUUGCUGCAAACUCAUAAGGUUGAGGCUGUGACAAGCAAAGGCCCCUUGUAAAUAUCAGAAAGUGGCACGUCCUGCCCUAGUCUAACCUAUUUCAUGUGGAAAUUAAGCUGUUGCCUGGUGUCAAAACAUCGCGUUCCAACAAUCACGCGAGUGACUUUGGCACUGAUUAUAACAGCCACCAUCUUGUCUUGGAUCUCAGAAUCCCAUGCUCAACGUUUUGCCAGUGGAGGUCUCUCCCCACUUUCCUCUUCUGCAUGCAGGUUGUCUUCCACCUUACCGCGGGAGUUCAGAGAUCACUUAUGAUGGACAGCCCUCAACUAUCUCUUGAGUUUGGUAAAACAUGACCAUUUCAGUCCAUCCUAUACUUGCCUUCGCGUCUUUAGUACAGCGGUGACCGCAUCUAACAGAAAUAAAUAAUCAAUGUUGUUGACGAUGUGAACAACAUGAUUGUUGAAAGGAACAUGCAUAUCAAUGUACAUGGAACAUACAUUCUGUUGUUAAUUCUCAUGUAUACUGAAUGAUCAUAGUUCAUUUUGGGUUCUCCUA